Messenger RNA from Cataglyphis hispanica, 12447 nucleotides. RefSeq names its product sodium channel protein 60E (gene NaCP60E). The record is from RefSeq and is a predicted model, not a curated record. Gene Ontology annotation, biological process: membrane depolarization during action potential; neuronal action potential; sodium ion transmembrane transport. The coding region runs from base 1 to 7449 and encodes 2482 amino acids. The transcript has 21 exons. NCBI's taxonomy places the organism in Eukaryota, Metazoa, Arthropoda, Insecta, Hymenoptera, Formicidae. Gene Ontology annotation, molecular function: voltage-gated sodium channel activity. Gene Ontology annotation, cellular component: plasma membrane; voltage-gated sodium channel complex.
AUGACAUCUCGGCGGGGCGGGAGCGAGGGGUAUAAAAGUCCUCCCAGCCCUCCGAGCAGCGGUUCGGAGGACAAUGGUUUCACUAACCGACCUCGAGUGGUCGGACUCUACGUAAAAAAUCUGAGCAGAGAAGAAUUGGAUGAAUUGGCAAAAGAGGGUAUCUACGGACCAACGGGAAAUCCGAACGAUCGACCUAGAGACAGCGGUAGUCAGAGAAGUCUUAAUCUCCCAGGUAGCAGCAGAGACUUUGACGCUCAGGAUUAUAUCAGAGGAGCGAUCUCCAGGACACCUCAGCCACUCAGAAGAGCCGGCGUUGGAGUCAGACAUCGGGAAUUCAAUGAGAACUUAGUGCGGAGAGACCAUCAUGGCUCGCUUCCGGUGGAAAAAAGUUGGCCGAGACGACUGGAGGAUCGUCCGGGGCAGGCUUCGCCGGAGAGGUCCGCUCGAGGAUCCUCCGAGUUUCCUGUCGGUUGGAGAGAGCCGUUCGUACGGCCCGGCAUAUCUUUGUCUUCCAGACAAAGUUCCAUCAAUGUGCAAAUCAUUGACGAUGAGCCUCGAUCACGUCGCUUCGGAGAAAGCUCGAGAUACUCCGAAGGACCCUCGCCCCGUGUUCCUUCCACGAGAGAACCCGAUAGAGACCAACGGUCGUCGAAGUCGGUCGAGCGAUCGCCGCCGUUGUAUGCGGGUCUAAGUCCGCCUGACUACACCGAGUACGAAGAAUUGCAAGUGGCCAAGAUUCGCCCUAAAACUACGACAAGAGUUUAUCGGAAUGGCGACAAGGAAAGUGAGCCGUACAAACAUCCAAGUUCACUGGCGGAAGAGAACCAAGAGGACAUCGCGAUUUUCAAGACGAUGAACAUUGGCCGAGCGAAAGAAAUUCCAAGUCAAUCGCGAACAUCUCCGGUGACGGAAAAACCAAUAUCUCCAGAAUCUAAGAGCGAAUCCCCACCGAUUAAGAGAGUCGGCUCCAGAGUGCAAGACAGCACGAGACUACGACCGCCAUUGGCCGGAACUGCCGGGACUUCCGCCGAUUCCGGUACCGGAGAUUCCGGAAGUGCGGAGAUCCAGGCGGAUGUCGUGACCCCUCAAGCUGCAUCGGAUGACGUUCUCGAUUCUAGCGUGUCCAAAAUCGAGGACAAGUCACCAAGCGCGAGGACAUCCAGCACCAAGGGCGGCAAGCAAACGGUGAAGCCAUUCACGAAAGAAAGUCUUGACAGGUUGGAAAACAAGACUGUGCAAUUAGUGCGCGAAUAUGGCUUUCAACCUAAGAAAAAAAUGUCGGUGGAAGAUGGUGCCGUACUGCCAAAUAAAUUCGAACCAUUUCCGAGCAAGCUCUAUGGCAGGCCAUUGGAGGAAAUCGACAAUUUCAUUUACGACGAGACGUUCUGCGUGGUGUCCAAGAGGUUUCGCAAGAACUACAUCCAUAGAUUUACAGCGACCAAUAGUUGGUUCAUAUUCUCCCCGUGGAAUCCUGUGCGACGAUUCUGUAUCUUUCUAAGUACAAAUCAGUACUUUGAUUACGUGGUCAUGACUACUAUACUUCUUAAUUGCGUCUUCCUGGCCAUGACCGAAACCAUGGAGGAAGCAGAAUAUGUCUUCCUAGGCAUAUACACGGCGGAAAUGGUGAUAAAAUCAAUAGCGAAGGGAUUUAUACUGAACAAGUACACUUAUCUACGGAAUCCAUGGAAUUGGUUAGACUUCGUGGUGAUAACCAGCGGAUACGCGACUAUGAGGAUGGAAGUCGGGAAUCUGGCUGGUCUCAGAACGUUCAGGGUGUUGAGAGCACUUAAGACUGUAUCUAUUAUGCCAGGUUUAAAGACUAUCAUCAACGCAUUGUUGCACAGUUUCAAACAACUUGCCGAAGUAAUGACACUGACGAUUUUCUGCCUGAUGGUUUUUGCACUGUUCGCUUUGCAGGUUUAUAUGGGAGAACUUAGAAAUAAAUGCGUGAAGCAUCAAGAGCCGAAUACCACGCAAAUCGAUUGGGUCGAGUGGACUUGGAACUCAUCCAAUUGGGCAUUCAACGAGGAUGAGGAGCCAAUCAUUUGCGGCAAUGUAACUGGCGCCAGGCACUGUAACGAAAGCUACACUUGUCUCUGCGUUGGCCCUAAUCCAAACCACGGUUACACCAACUUCGAUAAUUUUCUAUGGUCAAUGCUCACUACCUUUCAACUGAUUACCUUGGAUUAUUGGGAGGAUGUCUACAAUAAGGUGUUGUCGGCAUGCGGACCUAUUAGCGUCUCGUUCUUCACAGUAGUCGUAUUCUUUGGAUCUUUUUAUCUGCUAAAUUUAAUGCUGGCCGUCGUGGCGUUGAGUUAUGAAGAGGAAGCCGAGAUUACAAACGAGGAACGAAGGAAAGACUUGACGGACCAUCGCGAGGACUCAACGUUCAGUUUCGACCCGUCAAAGAUCAACAUUAAGACCUUAACGAAAGAUAAACAGAAGAGGAUAGACGCUCGUAAAGGUGUAUUGCUCAGUAGUUAUACAAGAAAGAAGACGCGUAGAAGAAAACGUGGAAGGAGCAGCGCCGGUCAGGAGAAAAACGGUGGUGCUCGCAGCAGGUCCGUGACACCCAGCCCGAGUCCGAGUCCCAGGCACUCCAAUGUACGACCCUGUCACUUGCCGCUCCAGAACGUCAGUCCUAGACUACCGGAACCCAAUACGGUCCACCGGCUGGCACCGAAUCGGGGCAUGCUGCACUCUAGACAGGCCAGUAACAACAGUAAUCAGCAAUCGUCGUUAGAUGACUCGGGGGUGGUGGACGAUCACGAUGGCGACGACGUCACAUCGGCCGAGGAACAGCACGAUAAACGCGAGACGCGGGAACAUCGCGCCGAGAGAUCACAGGAGAAAUCCCCGAGAGAGCAUGGCAAGACUCAGUUGACUCAACCGCAGCCACGUCUAGACUGCCCGCCAGCGCCGGUUACGGUAUCGGUGAGGACUGGUAACCGGGAAAUUCGGGUGCUCAAGUGCAAUGGGGUCAAAACCAAGAAACAUAUGUACACGCUGCCGCCAGAGUACCUGUCGCACAUUGUAGUUUUAGAUGAUCUUCCAGAUAGAAACUGCGAUAAAUGUAUUCAAUGCUGCGUAGAUUAUGAAGGAUGGCUACGAUUUCAAAACGGCCUGUAUAAGGUGGUGAGAGAUCCCUUGUUCGAGCUAACGAUCACCCUUUGCAUCGUUUUAAACACCGGUUUCCUGGCGAUGGAGCAUCAUGGCAUGAGCGAGUCAAUACGGCAAGCGCUCAACAUCGGCAACAAAGUGUUCACCAGUAUUUUCACAUUCGAAUGCUUCUUGAAACUCCUGGCGCUAAGUAAGGACUUCUUUAACAACGGCUGGAACAACUUCGAUUUAAUCAUUGUCUCCGCGUCGCUUAUCGAUUUAACAUUCGAAUUGGUGGACGGUUUGUCAGUGAUACGUGGUCUCAGGCUGCUACGUGUUCUGAAGCUUGCGCAAUCCUGGACGACCAUGAAGGUUCUCCUCAGUAUUAUCAUUUCGACGAUCGGCGCACUCGGUAAUUUGACCUUCGUCCUGGUGAUUGUGAUUUACAUAUUCGCUGUGAUCGGCAUGCAGUUGUUUAGUAAAGAUUACAGUCCGGAUAAGUUCUAUCCGGAUCCAGUACCACGUUGGAACUUCAAUGAUUUCUUCCAUUCGUUUAUGAUGAUAUUCCGCAUCUUAUGCGGCGAAUGGAUCGAGCCGCUGUGGGAUUGCAUGCGCGCGGAAAGGGACGACGGACCAAGCACUUGCUUUGCCAUUUUUCUGCCGGCUUUGGUAAUGGGCAACUUUAUGGUCCUCAAUCUCUUCUUGGCGUUGCUACUCAACAGUUUUAAUUCCGAGGAGCUGAAACAGAAAAAGGAAGAGGUCGGCGAAGAAUCGAAGCUCGCUCGAUCAUUUGAUCGUAUACGGUCGAUCGUACGCAAGCAAAAGUACCGCAAGGAGAAUUCCGAAAAUGAAAAGAACAUUCGACUGGAACAGAUUGUGCGCGAAGUGAUGGACAAAUCGGAUAGGGAGAAAUACGCGAUUCAGGAGACCGUGCUGAGCCUUCCCAAAGACAAUAUUUACAAUAGAUCGUAUCAGGAGAGUCUCAAUCAGCCGGUCUUCACAUAUGAUCCGAUCUAUCGCCAAGCCACUCUUACUACUUAUAGCCAGAGCAGCCAAGAGACAGUUAAGGAAAACAAGAAGUUAACCGAGAAGGACAAUAGUAACGAAACCAAUACCGAAGAAAAUAUAGAGAUGAACGUGCUUAAAGAUACUAACAAAACGGAUGAAGAAGUGAGCAUGCUACCAGAAGAAAAGCCACCUGCACGGAACGAUGACAUGGAGAAACGACCAUGGCACGCUCUCGUAAGUUACGUGGAUGAACUCACGGUCGGAGGUAGAAGAGAUAGUAAAGGGAGAUACAUCGACGGGAUGGGCUCGUUCCCGGGCUUCGGUAGGAAUAAGGAGCGGAGGGAGCCGCUCGAUUGUUUUCCCCAACACUUUUAUCAAAAAUGUAGCUGCAUAAAUAGUUGCCUCGCUACUGAUAUCGGCAAGAAGUGGAUAAUGAUUCGUACGGCCGUUCUGUCAGUGGUGGACACACCUACUUUCGAAUGGAUUAUAUUAGUUUUCAUUUUUGCAUCUUCCAUAACGCUGUGCUUCGAGGAUAUCUACUUGGAUGACAAUCCUUUUUUAAAGAAGAUUCUCUACUGGACCAAUCUUGUCUUCUGCGCACUUUUCAGCAUCGAGAUGCUCUUGAAAUGGCUAGCUCUAGGCUUCUGUAAAUACUUCACCAGUUUCUGGACAAUCCUGGAUUUUAUAAUCGUUUUCGUAUCCAUGUUUAGUCUUUUGAUAGAGGAAAAUGAGAAUCUUAAAGUAUUACGAUCGCUAAGAACACUACGCGCUCUGAGGCCACUACGGGCGAUCUCGAGAUGGCAAGGCAUGAGGAUCGUAGUGAACGCGUUGAUGUAUGCAAUACCCAGUAUAUUCAACGUGCUCCUCGUCUGUCUCGUGUUCUGGCUUAUAUUCUCGAUAAUGGGCGUUCAAUUCUUUGGCGGCAAGUUUUUCAAAUGUGUCGACGAGUAUGGGGAAAUGCUCGACAUCUCGAUUGUGAAUACCAAGGAGGAGUGUUUCAGCAAAAAUUACUCUUGGGAAAACAGCAAGAUCACUUUCGAUCAUGUUGGCAUCGCUUAUCUGGCUUUGUUUCAAGUGGCGACUUUCGAAGGAUGGAUGGAGGUGAUGGAGGAUGCCGUAGAUGCGAGAGGAGUUGAUCUGCAACCGCAGCGAGAGGCGAAUCUAUAUGCCUAUCUUUAUUUCGUUAUAUUCAUCGUCUGCGGUUCAUUCUUCACGCUCAAUCUUUUUAUUGGAGUGAUCAUAGAUAAUUUUAACAUGCUGAAAAAAAAGUAUGAAGGUGGAGUGUUAGAAAUGUUUUUGACCGAAAGUCAAAAACACUACUACACUGCCAUGAAAAAACUCGGUCGUAAAAAGCCACAAAAAGUUAUAAAACGUCCGAUGAACCAAUUCCUCGCAAUGUUCUACGACCUGUCCAAUUCUCGCAGAUUUGAAAUAGCUAUCUUCGUUUUGAUAUUUCUCAACAUGUUGACGAUGGGAAUCGAACAUUAUAACCAGCCGCAUCCCAUUUUCUUUGUCCUUGAAGUAUCGAACGCGUUUUUCACGACCGUCUUUGGUCUAGAGGCGAUCGUCAAAAUAAUAGGUCUACGUUAUCAUUAUUUUACGGUGCCGUGGAAUCUGUUUGAUUUCCUACUGGUAUUGGCAUCAAUCCUGGGUAUACUGAUGGAAGAUAUCAUGAUAGACUUUCCUGUGUCCCCGACGCUCUUGCGAGUCGUGAGGGUAUUCAGAAUCGGCAGAAUCUUGAGGCUCAUCAAGGCUGCGAAAGGUAUCCGCAAACUGCUCUUCGCCCUUGUCGUCAGUCUUCCAGCGCUCUUUAACAUUGGGGCUUUACUGGCCUUGAUUACGUUCAUCUACGCUAUUAUCGGCAUGUCUGUUUUCGGACAUGUUAGGAAACAAGGCGCAUUGGACGAUAUGGUGAACUUUGAAACCUUUGGUAGAAGUAUGCAGCUGCUAUUCCGCUUGAUGACCUCGGCCGGGUGGAACGAUGUAUUGGAAUCGCUGAUGGUGCAACCACCAGAAUGCGAUCCCACACCAAACAGUCGACAAAUGAAUGGAGAUUGCGGAUACCCUUUGCUAGCGAUCACGUACUUUACAUCAUUUAUUAUUAUUAGCUACAUGAUAGUCAUUAAUAUGUAUAUUGCCAUCAUCUUAGAAAAUUUCAAUCAAGCUCAUCAAGAAGAGGAGAUUGGUAUUGUCGAGGAUGACUUAGAAAUGUUUUACAUCCGAUGGUCGAAGUACGAUCCACAUGCAACUCAAUUUAUCAGUUUCUCGCAGCUGAGUGAUUUUAUAGCGAGCCUAGACCCACCGCUGGGGAUAUCAAAGCCCAACGUCGUAGCGUUGGUUAGCUUUAAUCUUCCUAUUGCAAAGGGUAACAAGAUUCAUUGUCUGGACAUCCUGCACGCACUCGUCAAGCACGUUCUCGGGCACGUCGAGGAAUCGGAUGAUUUUAGGAAGCUGCAAGAACAAAUGGACAUUAAGUUCAAAAAGCAGUUUCCAACUAGGAAAGAAUUAGAAAUAGUGUCUUCCACAAGAAUCUGGAAGCGACAAGAUAAAGCUGCCAGGUUGAUUCAACGUUCCAUAAGGGAAUACAUUGCGCUGAAAAAGGAGCGCGAGAGAAUCGCUCAAGAGGUAGAUUCGCAAACGCAAACUUCAAGUCCAGGAAUGGAUGGUAGGGGCGGAAGUGGAUGGAGCGGUAAAUUAUCGGCUCUGCUGCACGUACACCGGGGUAGCCGGGCUAGUAGUCGCAAGUCCUCCAGGGCCAGCGACGCCAGCGAUCUCAGCGAACUCGGCACCGCUUCGGCGUGGCUGUUUCCGAAUCUUCCUCUGCUGUUGCUCUCCGGCGCCACCGGGACCCACGAGGACCUGCAACCUCCGGCACUGACCGUGUCUCGUCCCUCACCUACUACCGAACAACCUUCUGCCGCUUCCAGCUCCGGCUCGGACUCUCACGUCACUGUCAGAUCGUUAGGCCCCAUGCUGGGUCGGCAGGACGCAGUGGAGAAAUAUCCAGAGGAGGAUGUAACCAGCCCGCCGAUUUCGAAGCGCGGCUCAACUCUGAGGCCGAGUGGCACCGCUCUCUCGCUCAAUGCGCUGCAGCGGGACAUCAAGGAGGCAUUUAAUCGACGUUGCAGUAGUCUGAGACGACGGGCGCCACCACCAGAGCCGGUACGGCUGCCGAUUGAGGGUAGCGAUAGGGUAAGCAUCCUAGUGACAGAGCCAAGCCCGGAGAACACGGCACCGCCUACGAGACCACCGCUACUUCGGCAGCAAUCAGAAGCGACAGUGGUGCACGUGCUAGUGCACAGAGAGAGCGAGGAAUAUCAAGAUACACCGGACGACAGCUGAUCCUAGUUGACAGUAAGCGAUCAUGACGAAUAGCGAUAGACAGCAGCGAUGACUCAUGUCAGUGAUAAUACAUACGUAGACGUAUAUAUGUAUAUACAUAUGUAAACUUUUAACACAGCGCAGUUCUAACUAGAUAGAAUGAUGAUCCGCGUAGCUUCUUCUGGGAAGUGGAUCUCCUCGAGAUGAAGUUGCGUAUGAAUGUAUGUGUCAAGUAUGCGUGUGUCGUCGAAGUGUCAAAUGAAACUGUACGUAGCAAUGGUUCUCGGCCGAAGAAAUUAAUGGCGACAGUAAUACUUCUUCUCUGAAUUGAAAUGCUCUUCUGAAUAUCUAUUAUUAUUCUUACAAAAGCGCAUUUUAUAUCGAAUUUGUUAUGUCUUCAGUUUUAGAAAUACGAUCAAAAUUGAUUGAUUGCGCUUGUAAUUACUACGAAAAUGCUUCCUGAUUCUAACGGUAAUUAUCUAUAAUAGAUAUGCCAGUAUAAUUAUUAGCAUUGUAUUAGAGAAGUGCUAAUCAUGUAACGAUUUAGUGCUAUCUUGUUGUAAGUAGUAUUUACAAUGAUGUUGAUGUAACAUUUUAUUUUUAACAAAAGUAAAAAUUUUAGAUGCUUUUUUAGAUGCUUUCAAAAAUUAUGCCUUGCAAAAUAACGUAACUACAAAAUAUUUAUUACACAAUUUUUCAAACAUUUUUUCAAUCAAAAGAAUUACUUCUUGAGAUGAUAAAUAUUUUAUUCAUUAUCAUAAAGAAAAAAAGGUUGAGAGCCAUUGCAUCAGAAGACGAAGAAAGGGACAAGGAUAAGGUUGAAGAGAAAUUUUCGACAAUUUUUCCAUUGAAAUCACAGAUGUCUUUCGGGGAACUUGGACAUGAUUACUAUGUGGACGUCUUACUUUUUGACGAAAAUGCAUAUACCAUAUACUGGGUUCCCUAAUGACGAACGCAAAUUAUUUAAAGAAUUGCCAGCGUAGCGGAAAUACCAGAUGUAGCCGUUUUGAAAAAACGAGAGCACGAUUUGUUAGAGAAUGCAUCAGUUCUCGAAAGUGGGUCGAAAUUUGAUAAGAUUCAAAUUUGCAAGUUAAAGAUAAUAAGUACAAGUUUGGACAGAAUUUGCAAUGAUUUCGACGAUUGCUUUGAUCAAUGAAAAUUAUUAUCACAUUAUUAUAUCAAUAUAAAGUUGAUCUCUAGUAUUAGAUAUCAGUGUACAUAGUAUAAAUAACGAACACUUUAUUAAUUUUUGCUACAAAAAGAUCCACAUUGAUGCGAUUGACGAAUCAUUACUAAUAUUAAUAUUGUCGUAAAUUCUAAGAGCAUUUCUAACGCUUUUCAAGAACAUUUUGAAAUAUAGAUGUUAAUACACUUUAAUCGCGCACACUUUUCGAUCAUACUUAUAUAUACAAAUUGUCCGUAGUAUUUUACCGUAUUACUUUACAUUAACGGUUUUGUCUAUGCUAUAUAUAAUUAGUAUCAAAUGUAAGGCAUAGAAAAAAAAUCUUAUCGGUCAGAGAGAAAAAUAUUGCAUUGAUCGCGAUGAAUAAGAAACAUAAUUAUAUUAUGAAUACAUUAAAUUAUAAAUUAUUCAUCCAAAAUAAUCAGCGCUAGUAGAAGCUCUUAUGAAUAUAUUCGAAUUUAUUGCAUAAUCUCAAUUAUCAAUAACUAUUUUAAAAUAAGAUUCAAUUGUCAAAAUGACGACCUUUCAUCCGAUAGCGACUAUUUCUAGUAAGUUACGCUACUCUGGUUAAAAAUAUGCUUUUGGUUUAAUUGUUGAAUUUGCUCCUUCAAAUAAAUAUUUGAAAAAAUUUAAUAUCUUUCUCUCUUUUUCAACGUAUCUAAACAAUUAUGUAUGUAUAGGCAUAAUAUUUAAAUUAUCACUUUAUUUUUAGUCAAAUUAUAUAAAUAGUAAGACAAAUCGGUGCUUCAUUAUAUAUUUAGAUUUUAUUGUUUAUCAAGAAGGAGAGAGAGAGAGAGAGAAAAAUAAUUUACGCAUUUUAUAUGUAGAUCAUGUACAUAUAUGUGCCCAACACCAAAACUCUAAAUCAAGAAUUUUAAAAAUAUUAAUAUCUUUUAAUAUAUUAAAAUUACAAAUUGAAUUUUUUCUCUAUAGAGAUAAUUGGAAUUUUUAACAAUAAAAUAUUAAACUAAUUAUUCAAAAGCGCUUGUGCAUGAUAUUUGUAAAUAUCAUGUACAACAGUUUAUACUUAUUAUUUCAUUAAUAAUAAUAAGAUAAUAAGUAUAAACUUAAAAUAAUUAUCUUAUUAACUACAAAAUCGAUCUCAAUCAUUUGCUUACUAUUUCAAAUAACGUUUCAGAGCGCGUUACUUAAUUUCAUUAAAUUAUUGUAGGCGUUGCCCGGUAGCUUUAUAAUUCUGAUUUACCAUGGCUUCAGCGAUAUCGAGAGAAUAAUUCUUUGAAUUCGUGCGUACAUACACAUAGAAAUGCUUUUCUCUCGGUAAAGAUAAUAAAAAUGAAUUUUUUUGCUAACUCUAUACAUUUAUACACGUCGUGUGUGAUCCUUGUCUCUUACAUCGUAAUUAAGAGUCGGACCAAAUCUAGGCACACAUUCGACUCCGUUGAACGGUUUUUUUCUCGGAAAAAGAAAAAGACAAAAUCUAGAUUGUUAGCACAUAGAUAAUGCAGACCGCCCGGAGUUUGCUAUAUACGAAGAACGAAUUUUAUCGGUAUACAAAAAGAGUACUGCCUCAAAUCUUAGGGUAAAUUACUCGCUAACGACGAAAAAGAUCGAAAAAAACGAGUAAAAUAUAGACAAAGAUAUAAUGUGGCUUCCUUCGGUGAUCAUAAUUAUUUUCGUAUUUAAAGUUCGCCGAUUCUGUUUCUUUCUUCAUGAUAGUACAGGAUUUUCAAUAAUUGAAUAAUUGAAAAAAAUAGAUAUGUGUAACAUUUUAUAACUCUUUCAAAAUUUAAAUUAAUUUUUACCACAAAAAUAUCAAGCCAUAAGUAGUUUUCAAAUUGUAAGCAAAUAAAAGACUUUAAGAAUCUCGAAUUCGAUUAUCAAUGAUAAUAUUAAUCGCAUAAUCAAUAGAUCCGCUUUUUAAAGAAAAAUCGUUUAAAACUCGCCACAAUCAUAAUUCACAUACAUUGCAGGAUUUUUAAUUUUCUCAAGUUUAUGUCAUAUUAUUCACAGUUUAACCAAUUAUAAAUUCUUUGGCAUUCUUUUUUUUUUUGCUAUAAUUUAUAUUUUAUAUAAUUUUGUACAUAAGCUUGAGCUUAUUUGUACAGAGAACUUUGCGAAAUUAAAUUAAACACCAACAAAUUAAAUAUUAAAUAAAUUUACAUCUUAUGAACUCUUUCUUUUUGAAAACAGAAAACGAUGAUUGAAAUGUGGGUCUUAAAAAUAUCAUUCUUUUUAUUGAGCCUAAUACCGUAUCUACAUCUUAUCGUUAUUAUUAAAAAAAUAUGAUUUGCAAAAAGGAAAAGCACGUGAGGCUGGCUUUUGUUAGGUUUCAUUGGUUUAAAAACCACUUCAAAAAGCAAAAAAAUUCAUGCGAAUACACAUUCGGAUUUUCAUAUGUACAACGAAUUAUUUUAAGGGACACCUCGUAAUCGUAUUUUUUAUCCUAGAUAAGUGUUAUGUUUUGCGAGAUGAAUUUUUCGAAAAAUUUCCAACAUCGUUAUUUCAAAAAGGAGGAGAUAUCAAGUUUUCCUCUACAGUUCUUUUCCUUCUUCAUAGACAAAAUGUUGCUGCUAAAAUGCCACAACCUCACGCGUUGACCUAUAGUGCCUAUUAUCAAUUAGCGGACACACCGAAUGAUUAGAUAUUAUUAUUGAAAACCAUUUUACAAGCAUCCCAGUUCGCGUAGCGCAAAUAUCUGAUUGAUAUUCUUGGGUAUUUAAAGCAAUAACAUCUCCACAUAAAACAUUAUAAUAUAAUAUAUAUGAUAAUAAUAAUAAUAAUAAUGAUAAUUUUUUUAGGCAUUUUAUUGAUAUUUACCCAAAAUACUAGAAACUAAUAAAAAAAUGAAAAUUGUCUUAAAACUCAUUUUAUUGCUUAAUGAAAAAUUUCUUAAAUAAAUUUUAAUAAAUAAAUUUUCAAUAUGUCAAACAUCUCUCUUUAUGAGUUAAAGACUAUUAAAUUGAAAUAUUGAAAUAUUUUUUCAGUGUCGAAGAAUACGAAUUAAAAUCAUAUAUAAAAUUUUAUUUGCAGCAAAAAUUAAGUCAUUUUUAGUAUUUAGCAGAAUAAAUAUAAUACACUCAGAUAUUAACGCUACACGAGUCAAUAACGUUGAUACGUUAUGCAUAGAUUAAAUAAGAUCCGUAUAGUGUUAUAUUACUAUGUCGAAGACGUUAAUAAUCAUACCGUAGUGUACUUUUGUGCUUGAUAAGCUUGACAAUUCUGUUCGCACGUGCAUAUAUGAAAAAGAUAAAGGCGCAAAGAAAAGGAAGCGAAAGAACGUUUUCUCGAUAGACAAUCUAGUGGUAAAUCGGCGAACGAGUCCGGGAUCCUCGGAAGCUGGUUUUCACGAGGCAUAUAUAUGAUAAAAUAUUAUAUGUCAAUUAAAAUUAUAUAUACUGUAUGCAUACAUAUACGAGAGUGCAAGUACACAUAAAGUACGCAAAAAGAAAAAAAUUUGACAUAAAAUAUCUUGUCAUACGAUUGUGUACGCGCGCACAUUUAUAUUCCGUGUAUAUGCACUGAUAUAUGUAUAUGUAUGUGUAUAUAUAAGGUGAAAUAUUACAAUACUCUUGUUAUCAUAAAACAGAACGGAAGAGACUGGACGCGCAUAUGAUAUAUAUAGAAUUGCACUCUCGCGAGGUUGCAUCUUGUUCGACAACUAUUGUACAAUCAUGCGAGGGCGGAUUGCCCUAUGUAAGAGAAAUUACUUUAUAAUUAGAGCACUAUAAUUUAGCCUUUCUGAUUGCGCGUCUGCGUAUGUAUGCGAAUGAAAUAAUAAAAUCGCGUAUGCUCAAGCCUACACACAUACUCGUACUUGCUGAUAUAUACAUAUAUAACAUAUAUACACAUGCGGUAAAAUAUAUAUAUAAAUAUAU